Penicillium brevicompactum is the source of this 1101-nucleotide messenger RNA. RefSeq lists its product as uncharacterized. Lineage: Eukaryota; Fungi; Ascomycota; Eurotiomycetes; Eurotiales; Aspergillaceae. The record is from RefSeq and is a predicted model, not a curated record. The coding region runs from base 1 to 1101 and encodes 366 amino acids. The transcript is spliced from 2 exons.
AUGUCACCAAUCAGCAGCCCCUUGGAAGCCCUCCCUCCAGAGGUCCGGCGCCAUCUCCUCACCAUGAUGAAAUUCAAUGAAUUAGGAUCCCUUGUCCAUGAUUCCCCACUUUAUCAUGAGCAGUAUCUGUUGGACCGUCAAUGGCUGCUCAGUCAAUGCGUCGACAAACUCCUAGGCAGCGUUAACAUCGAGGCCAGCCUGGUUUGUCAAUCUAGUACUGCCGGCUUUGCACAAACUCGAACUCGGGAGUCUAUCACCCCACUUCUUGAAUCAUACAAACAUCGUCAAGAUCUGCCUAGCUUCUCUUUUAUCGAAAAAAGCCUUCCUCUGGAUGAUAUCAUCUGGAUCCUGCUCUUUCACACCUCGAUUGUCAUGCCUCUAGUCAAUCGGUACAGUGCUUGGGCUCUGGAAAACUUUGCCAAAGGAACUGUGGUCAAUGAAGCGAACUCAUCCCCGGUCGGUGUUUCUGACUCUUUGAGUCAAAGUGAAGAGACGCGCAUAAUCCGUGCCCUUUAUCACUUACAGCUGUGGUGCAAUUUAUUCGGCAUCGGACCACAUAAAGGGAUAGAUCAGCCAUUUUAUUCCGGAUACAGCAGCAUCGAUCUUCUUACCAUACAUGCAUCUCACUUUGAGCCUUGGGAAAUUGAAGAAAUGCAUUGUGUCUAUCUGUUCUCCGAGACGAUAUACAGGCAGACCUUUGAUCAAAUUCGCUGGGAUGUGGAUGAAAGAAACCCCAAAUUUGAUGCAAUAAGAAAAGAUGAUGAUCCAGAAGGCUCAUUUGAUCUCGACUCCAAUGAUGGCCUUUUGAAUGGCAUGGUUACGCAGGGCCUCGAGCUGCUUCACACAAUUAUUUCUCGGGUCACGGAUCACUCUGAACUAGUCUUAAUCAUGCAGGCCAAGCUUUGCCUCCACACGGGUUUGCUUACUGGAGAUGACCUUAAGGGGAUGGGGGCUGAGGAAGAACGACGUCGCUGCGCACCUUCGGAUCAAGAUUUGAAGGAGAAGAGACGAGAUCCACUUCCAUUCCUGGGUGACCGAGUAGAUGGUGUGUAUUCUCCAUUUGCAUGGACAUCAUAUGGGGAGGAACCUACAGCAAUAUAA